AACGUAAAACGACGUCAUUUCAGUCCAUUCAGCCUAUCCCUUCCCGUCUUCAUCCAAAACUUCAUUUGCAGGUUCAUAAUCCUUCUCCAAACUUUUCUGGAGAAAGUGAUAAGAAAAUAAGAAACCAAAAAGAAAAAUCAAGAAACCGAAAAUCCGAUAACUAUGAGGUCCUUGCAUUUUACACCAGCAAUUACUCUAAUUUCAAACGUUAAUCCUCGUAUAUCACUCGCAAGUGGCUCUCCUGACCUCUAUUUCCGAAUUUCAUUUAUGCCAAUUCAACCUCUUAAACAUUCAGUCACUCUUCUAAAACCCCAGUCUUAUCCGAAGCCACAGAUUAAUGCAGGAGGAGGAGGAGAAGAAGACCCAGAUUCCCAAGUGGCUCAAGUUCAAGACUUGAGGGUCCCAGAGCAUUGGUUGAUUCCCUCCAAGGCCUUGGAGGAAUCUGAGUGGCUCAGGUUUACCCUUCACAAAUGGUUGGAUGAUGAGUAUUGUCCUGAGGAAACCAACGUGGAAAUCAGCAAGGUUGCUGCCAACUCAUUCUACAAAUCUUUGCUAGAGAAACAAACAGACCUUGGUGAAAUCUUGUUGACGAUGGCUAGAGAAUUGGAAUCCAUCUCCUACCAAGAGAGCUUUCAUGGGGCGUUCUCCUCAGCCAAUGCAGCGGUAAACUUAAUUGCCCAACGCAUAGAGCAGGUUUAGUUGUUUAACCGGUUGCGGUCUCAAAGUAACUAACUGCUAUUUCCCUAAUAAAACACAUUUCUGUCCUUGCUUAUGUAGUCUGAUUUUCUGCAAAUCAAUGUUAAUCAGAGUUUACUAA
Molecule: messenger RNA, 817 nt
Organism: Juglans microcarpa x Juglans regia
Lineage: Eukaryota; Viridiplantae; Streptophyta; Magnoliopsida; Fagales; Juglandaceae
Exons: 2
Coding region: 163-699 (178 amino acids)
Source: RefSeq, a predicted model, not a curated record